This is a messenger RNA of Jatropha curcas, 2160 nucleotides long. RefSeq names its product RNI-like superfamily protein (gene FBL17). Lineage: Eukaryota; Viridiplantae; Streptophyta; Magnoliopsida; Malpighiales; Euphorbiaceae. Gene Ontology annotation, molecular function: protein binding. The record is from RefSeq and is a predicted model, not a curated record. Gene Ontology annotation, cellular component: cytoplasm.
GCCUUCUUGACCAACCCUCACUCUCUAUCACGGCAUUGCCUUUUAUUUCUCCGCUCCUAACCCUACAAUCCUCCCUCCGCUGCCUAUCCUUCACCUCACCAUGUAUCACCCCAACCAGCCUCACAUCUCCCCCGCCACACCCGGUGGAUCCACCGCCUCCUUCUCCUCCGCCUUAGAUUUCAACAAGCGUGUCAAAAAACAGCGUGGUAACUAUAACUGUGGCCGCUGUGGUCUCCCUAAGAAAGGCCACUCCUGCCACCUUCCUCCCGCCGCAUCGACUACUCCGACGUCCGCCGACUCCUCCGCCACUGUCUCUACCUCUACGUCCCGUUCUUUUUUUCCGUCCCGUCAGCAGUACUCACACCUUCGCAGAGCGCUAUCGUUUGAUGAUAUUGAUAUCAGAUGUGACUCUCCAGAGCCUGAAAUGGACUACUCAGAGCCCGAUCUGUUUUGUUCUGGUUCAGGGAAGUUGCCAGCGAGCUGUAUGUGGGAAGUUCUAAGGAGACUUCCUCCUCCAGGACUGUUGGCGGCGGCAAGAGUUUGCAAGGGGUGGAGAGACACGGCCAGGCGGUUGUGGAGGGCGGCCGAGGAGCUCAGGCUGAGAGUUCCGCCCAGAGCUCAGCUUGGGUUCGUUGGAUCUGUGUUGCAGAAGUGUCCUGGACUUGUUAGGCUGAGUCUUAAGAUGGAAAGUGAUGUGGAUGCUACAAUGUUGGCUUGCAUCGCCUUCUCUUGCCCCAACCUGGAGUGCAUGGAGAUUUCUACAUCUGAUUCUGCCGUCAAUCGAAUUUCUGGUGAUGAACUAGGUCGUUUUGUUGCUGAUAAACGUUGCCUUACAAGUCUUAAGAUGGAAGGAUGUUCUAAUCUAGGAGGUUUUGUCCUCUGUUCAUCGAGUCUGUCUACGCUUUGGCUUUCAGAUCUAUAUUCCUUAUCUAAGACGGUCUUUAACUGUCCCAAUUUGAAAGAGGUUUCUCUUGAUUUUUCCCACCAAGAAAACGAUAGCACUGACCUUGUUGCCAUGGUUGAUGCUUUGGGAAGGAGCUGCUCGAGGUUACAAAAUAUGCAUAUCGCAUCUGUUCGGCUUUCUCAUGCUGUGGUGCUUGCUCUUACAGCUGCUAACUUAAGGGGGCUGCGAAUGCUUUCUCUUGUUCUUGGAACUGACAUUACUGAUGCAUCAGUUGCUGCCAUUGCUUCAAGUUAUUCAAAAUUAGAGUUGCUUGAUCUAAGUGGGUCUAGCAUCAGCGAUGGUGGUAUUGGCAUGAUCUGCAAUGUGUUCCCUGGAACGCUAUCAAGACUCCUCCUUGCCCUUUGUCCAAAUAUAACUUCAAGUGGAAUUCAAUUUGCCGCCGCUCAAUUGCCUCUUCUUGAACUCAUGGACUGCGGAAUGACCAUAUGUGACCCAAGUUCUCCAUGUCCAACAUCGGGUGUGAGUGGAGAAGGCGAGGUGCAGACAACAUUUCAGAACAAAUUACAUCUUAUAUACCAAAAACUCAUUAUAAAACAUGGUCGAUUGAGGAAACUGAGCUUGUGGGGAUGUUCUGGCUUAGAUGCCAUAUACCUAAAUUGUCCAGAACUCAAUGAUCUGAAUCUGAACUCAUGUACAAACUUGCAUCCAGAGAGAUUGCUCCUUCAGUGCCCCAAUUUGGAAAGUGUGCAUGCAUCAGGGUGUCAAAAGUUGUUGAUCGGAGCCAUUCAAAGCCAGGUCGAUAAUUUUGGCGUUAUGGAAAACCAUUGCCCAAGUAAACGUUUAGCUGAUGGCUCAAAGAGGGUUCGUGUUCCUAAUUUCCUCAGUCAACAGCCACAUGAUGAUGAUAAGAAGCGGAGGAGGGUUGGCGCACAUACUUGCAAUGUUCUUGUAGACUGAGAAUGUAUCUAUUGCUCAAACAUUCUUACUGUGCUCGUUGGUGCAUGCAACUUGUGCUUGUCACCAAUAUCCCUGUGAAUCCACAUGAUUUAUAAAUGUGCAAAAUGGCAGAUUGAGUAAGCUGCCUGUACCAUUGUCUUUUCAAUCCUAACACAACAUUGUUCAAUUCAAGAGAAAAACAUUACUGUGAGAACCUAGGAAUGUUUUUGGAGUUCUUACAGCUAUUCAUUAAACAAAUAAGAUUAUGUUCAGUGUAGUUUGCUCUAGCUGUUUGCAAUUAUGCACCAGUUUUUUUCUAA